CCACCCCUGGGCCUGGAAUCUCUGCGUGUGGACGACACUCAGUUACGCGCUUCCAGUACAGAACGGUUUGGACUGGGCGCGCACAGAGGGAGGCUCAAUAUUCAGUCUGGAAUUGAGGACGGGGAUAUCUAUGAUGGGGCCUGGUGUGCUGGACACAAAGACACAAACCAAUGGCUAGAGGUGGACGCCAGGAGACCCACCAAGUUCACAGCGGUCAUCCUACAGGGGAGGAGCUCCAUCUGGAGUUGGGAUUGGGUGACUUCCUACAAAGUCCAGCUCAGCAAUGACACCUACAACUGGACGCCAAGCAUGAACGGCACUGAGGAAGCUAUUUUUGAAGGCAACAUUGACACUGAGACCCCCGUACUUGGCACCCUGCCUGUACCCGUGGUUGCCCGUUACCUCCGCAUCAACCCACAGACCUGGUAUGAGAACGGGACCAUCUGCCUUCGCGCCGAGAUCAUGGGCUGCCCACUACCAGAUCCGAAUAAUAUCUACACCUUGGAGACAGAUCAGGGCUCCGCUGAUAAGCUGGAUUUCCAGCACCACAACUACAAGGAAAUGAGGAAGUUUAUGAAGGCGGUGAAUGAGGAAUGUCCCAACAUCACUCGCAUUUACAGCAUUGGGAAGAGCCACCAGGGGCUUAAAAUGUACGUCAUGGAGAUCUCAGACAAUCCUGGGAAGCAUGAAUUAGGUGAGCCGGAGUUCCGCUACGUGGCUGGAAUGCACGGGAAUGAGGCUUUGGGCCGGGAGCUGCUGCUGAACCUCAUGCAGUACAUGUGCCAGGAGUACAGGAAGGGGAACCCACGCAUUGUGCAUCUGGUGACAGAAACCAGGAUCCAUCUCCUGCCGUCCAUGAAUCCCGACGGAUAUGAGAUGGCCGCCAAAAAAGGCUCAGAACUCUCUGGUUGGGCACUCGGACGCUACAGCUAUGAAGGGAUUGAUAUGAACCACAACUUUGCUGAUCUGAACUCUGUCAUGUGGGAUGCUCAGGAGAUAGAAGUGGACAGAAAGAAGGCUCCAAACCACUAUAUCCCCAUCCCUGAAUACUACACCUCGGAGACUGCCAUGGUGGCCUCUGAAACCCGCGCAGUGAUCAACUGGAUGCAGCUCAUCCCCUUCGUCCUGAGUGCCAACCUCCACGGCGGGGAGCUGGUGGUGACCUACCCCUACGACAUGACGAGGGACUGGGCCCCCAAGGACCUGACACCCACCCCCGACGACAGCUUCUUCCGCUGGCUCGCCACGGUCUACGCCACCACCAACCAAGUCAUGGUGAACCCUGACCGCCGGCACUGCCACAACGAGGACUUUAUGCAAGGAAACAACAUCAUCAACGGAGCCAACUGGCACACAGUUCCUGGCAGUAUGAAUGACUUCAGUUACCUGCACACUAACUGCUUUGAGGUGACGGUGGAGCUCUCAUGUGAUAAAUUCCCCCACGAGAGUGAGCUCCCCACCGAGUGGGAAAACAACAAGGAGUCCCUGCUCGUCUAUAUGGAGCAGGUUCACAGAGGUAUCAAGGGGGUGGUACGAGACAAGGAUACCAAUGCUGGGAUCGCUGAUGCCAUCAUUGCGGUUGAUGAAAUCGACCAUGACAUUCGAACAGCGUUUGAUGGAGAUUACUGGCGGCUGUUGAACCCGGGCGAGUAUGAGGUCACAGCCAAGGCCGAAGGCUACUUCCCCUCCACCAGAUGGUGCCGCGUCAACUACGAGCCUUACCCCACCAUCUGUGACUUCACCCUGACCAAAACACCCAAGCAGCGACUGCGCGAGAUCCUCGCCAAGGGGGGCAAGAUCCCCAAGGACCUGAUGCUGCGCCUGCAUCAGAUCCGCCUGCGCAAGCUGAGAGCCAGCACCAAGGCUAUCAACCGCAGACGUAGCCAAUAGAAGAGCAGCCACAGCCACCACGGGUCCACUUAAUGUCCUAACUCCGUGGCUCUGAACCAUAGCGGUCAUGACUGAGAACUAGAGAUGGACAGGCAUGGAGACAAUCAAAAUCUAAUUUGAUUUUCUAAUGCACUGUUUCAAGCUAAUUCUCUCCUUUCCUCUGCCACACACACUAGCGUGUCUCUCUGUCUUUCUGUGCACACAGGUGGCAUGUUCAACGCCUAGUUUCAUUCAAGGGGUUCAUUCAUGCCACAUCCCACAUUAAGCACUAUACAGCUAUGGACAAAAGUUUUGCAUCACACUAUAUAAUUAACUAAUUUUGUUUCAUAAAGUGGAAUAAAAC
This is a messenger RNA of Polyodon spathula (Mississippi paddlefish), 2233 nucleotides long. Its product is annotated as probable carboxypeptidase X1. Gene Ontology annotation, biological process: proteolysis. Gene Ontology annotation, molecular function: metallocarboxypeptidase activity; zinc ion binding. NCBI's taxonomy places the organism in Eukaryota, Metazoa, Chordata, Actinopteri, Acipenseriformes, Polyodontidae. The record is from RefSeq and is a predicted model, not a curated record. The transcript has 12 exons. Bases 310 to 1890 code for a protein of 526 amino acids.